Molecule: messenger RNA, 738 nt
Organism: Malassezia japonica
Lineage: Eukaryota; Fungi; Basidiomycota; Malasseziomycetes; Malasseziales; Malasseziaceae
Gene: tbp1
Product: TATA-binding protein (TBP)
Exons: 3
Coding region: 1-738 (245 amino acids)
Biological process (GO): DNA-templated transcription initiation
Molecular function (GO): DNA binding; RNA polymerase II general transcription initiation factor activity
Source: RefSeq, a predicted model, not a curated record
AUGUCGACUAAUGGCACUCUCCAGCUUCCCCAAGCUCAGCAGCCGAAGGCUUCGGUAGAUGCUUCGCAGAACGGCAAAGCGCUGGCGCUGCCGAGUCAGGCGGGAGGUGAACAGGAGAAGGGGGAGGAGGACAAGGAUGUAAAGGUGCCGCCGUCUGUGCACGCUCCUAUCACGGAGCAGAUGCUCUCGAGUAUGCACGGUAUCGUGCCGACCUUGCAAAACAUUGUGGCUACGGUGAAUCUCGAGGCGCGGUUGGACCUGAAAACAAUCGCGCUGCACGCGCGCAACGCUGAGUACAACCCAAAGCGUUUUGCUGCGGUGAUUAUGCGUAUUCGUGAGCCGAAAACUACGGCGUUGAUCUUUGCAUCUGGAAAAAUGGUGAUUACGGGUGCAAAGAGCGAGGAGGACAGCCGCCUCGCAAGCCGCAAGUAUGCGCGCAUUAUUCAAAAGCUCGGCUUCGAGGCGCGCUUUAGCGAGUUCAAGAUCCAAAACAUUGUCGGAUCGUGCGACGUGCGUUUCCCCAUCCGCCUCGAGGGUCUUGCAUACAGCCACGGUGUCUACUCUUCGUACGAGCCGGAACUGUUCCCUGGAUUGAUCUACCGCAUGGUCAAGCCGAAAGUUGUGCUCCUGAUCUUUGUCUCGGGAAAAAUCGUGCUGACUGGUGCCAAAGUGCGCGAGGAGAUUUAUACCGCCUUCAACCUCAUUCUCCCCGUCCUGUCUGAAUUCCGAAAGCCCUAA